Paramecium pentaurelia is the source of this 559-nucleotide messenger RNA. Lineage: Eukaryota; Ciliophora; Oligohymenophorea; Peniculida; Parameciidae. The record is from the annotation of a GenBank genome assembly.
AUGCUACAUUAAAACGAUCAUUUUACUGAAUUUAAUGGGUUUGGUGAAUAGCAACAUUAAAAAUUUAGAGAAAAAUGUUAAUAGUGUUUAGAUUAAUGCUAAAUGAAUCCUUAUAGAUCGAAUUAUUGCAAACUUACACUCAAUAAAUCUCUUGAAUAAAUUCACCAUAUUGAUAAUUUAAAAAGUAAAGGUGAAUAUUACGCAUAAUAGGUGAGUUUUCUAAUAAAAUGAUGAAACAUAUUACUUGUAAAAAAUGAACUAAAAAUAUAUUAUAUUUUGUCUAAACUUAAGAUAUUUUAAUUCAGACCCUAAAUAUAAAUAAAAGGCAGCUAUAUUCAAAAUUAUGUUGCAGCUAUGGAUGCAGUGUGUCAUAUUAAUAUCAAUAGAUAAGUGUAUAGUAUAGAUUUACACCUCAGGCAGAAACAGCAUAUUUACUAUAAGAAUUAAAACAAUAUUUCAUUCUAGUUUAUAUGGAUUAAUUAAAAUAAAAAAUAAGACUAAUGACGAUUUAUUAUACCUGGCUAUAGAUGUUUUGUAAGUGUUCGACUUUCUUAAAUGA